Molecule: messenger RNA, 4865 nt
Organism: Sinocyclocheilus rhinocerous
Lineage: Eukaryota; Metazoa; Chordata; Actinopteri; Cypriniformes; Cyprinidae
Gene: hecw2b
Product: HECT, C2 and WW domain containing E3 ubiquitin protein ligase 2b
Exons: 25
Coding region: 1143-4865 (1240 amino acids)
Biological process (GO): protein ubiquitination; regulation of dendrite morphogenesis; ubiquitin-dependent protein catabolic process
Cellular component (GO): cytoplasm
Molecular function (GO): ubiquitin protein ligase activity; protein binding
Source: RefSeq, a predicted model, not a curated record
UGUGAGUGAACGCCUCCCUCUCGUGCGCUGCGCGGAUGCUCAAAACAAAAGCAGACGCAAAGCCCCUGGAAUUAAUCCAACACAAAUGCAAAGCAACAUUCAGUAUCUCUUGAGCAUUCAGAUGAAGCUGUACACCCGGCCACGCGUGUGUUUUUGUUGCGGUGCGAGUGUUUUCAGUGGGUAUGAGGUGGCAUUGAGCGGAUACGGGGCUCUUUGUAAAUGAAUAAGAGAUGAACGCGGCUGGAUCCAGGCUGGACGCAGACCGACACUGCGCAGUAAACAUCAUCUGGGCUGGGUUCUGAGAGGUUCGGUCGGGCUGAGACGGAUGGUUUAGGAGGAAGAGGAGGAGGAAGAAGUGCGCUGGACCCUCACAGAGGCCCUCAGCUGCGCACAUCAGCUUGUUCCGAGCAUCCCCGUGUGUUUAUUUGAGCUCUCAAUUCAUCAUAACCUUUGUUUGACGGGAUCACUCGUCCUGCCUUUCUGUUCGCUGGUACCUGCCCCAUUGACCAAAACCCAGCGUGGAAUCCCACACUGUCUCAACCAAUCUCCUGGACCUGAAGGCAAAGCGAAGAUCAGAUUCCUUACAUCCCAAGUCCAAUUUUUAUUCCAAUCUUGGCUACUACAAAUGGACAGGAACAAUCCAGCCUGCAUUUAACGGAAGGAAGCAGUAAUGUCCAUAACAGAUGAUUUGGACAGAGACUGUUAUGAUACUGAGAAAGUUUUUAUAUUCAGUUAAUUUUUGUCUUGCAAUGCUUUAGUCCCUCUGAGACUCUGAAUAUGGACCUUUGAGAGUCCUGACUGGUAUCCGACAGCCUUUGAGUUGGGUUUUCUUUUCUGGAUUGGAUGCUUAUUUGAUACCUCAAUGGCAUAAACGCAAGGCUGUUGGGUAUUUCAGAAGUGGGUUAUAUAAUCGUCUGUUUAGUUGCCAAACCCCAAUUCCGGAGAACUUGGAAAAGGAGAAAACCUCAUCAACUAGUGCUAUGACACUGCCACUUCCAGUGAACUUAAGGAAGGAGAAACCUUCCGCCGACUAGGGCUUGUUGGCGCUUAUUGGUCCUGAACCCAAAUCCCAACCCCUUUCCCCCCUUUUUUUGGCCGUUUGGCACCUAUUUCUUACCUCCAUCCCCUCCACCCAAGUCACCAUGGCCACCGGUACUACCACCACAGCCCGUGAACAUCUCCUGGUGGUGCGGAGGCGCAGCCCGCACAUGCGCUACACGCUGAGCCCAGAAAACCUCCGCAGCCUUUCAGCGCGGGGUGGCUCUGGAAAUGGGGGGAGCUCUAGAGGAGGAGCUCCCGAAUCGAUGGGCCUGCAGCGGGCCAACAGUGACACGGACUUGGUGACAUCAGAUAGCCGUUCCUCCUUAACGGCCUCUACGUACCAGUUCACGCUUGGGCGAGGGCAAAACCUGGUCAUCUCUUGGGACAUCAAGGAGGAGGUGGAUGCCACUGACUGGAUUGGACUGUACCACAUUGAUGAGACGUGUCCCGCGAACGUUUGGGAUUCGAAGAACCGAGGGGUGAACGGCACUCAGAGAGGGCAGAUCUUCUGGAGGCUGGAGGCCGGACCGUACUUCAUGGAGCCUGAGACCAAAAUCUGUUUCAAAUAUUACCAUGGAGUGAGUGGAGCAUUGAGGGCCAUAACACCCUGCAUCACUGUCAAGAACCCUGGAGUUACAGUCGGGGCAGAGGGGCAGGUGGAUGGUCAGUCGGUCACCGAACACUGCAGGAAAUUGGUCAGCUUUACUCUGUCAGAUAUCAGGGCUCAGGGUCUGAAGAAGGGCAUGUUUUUUAAUCCGGACCCCUAUCUGAAGAUGAGCAUUCAGCCAGGCAAGAGGAACGGCUUCCCUACAUUCACUCACCACGGCCAGGAGAGACGAACCUCCAUCAUAUCCAACACCACUAACCCUGUGUGGCACGGAGAGAAGUACACUUUUGUUGCUCUGAUGACGGACAUUUUGGAAAUUGAGGUCAAGGACAAAUUUGCAAAAAGUCGCCCGAUCAUCAAACGCUUUUUAGGUCAGCUGACAAUGCCAGUGCAGAGACUGCUGGAGAGACAUACAGCCGGGGAUCAACAUGUGAGCUACACGCUUUGUCGUCGUCUGCCGACAGAACAAGUGAGUGGACAGCUUCACUUCAGGGUGGAGAUCACGUCCAACGGACAUGAAGAUGCCAUGGGAUCUCUGUUGGGAGCCACCUCUAUGAAUGGAGAUCCAGGGAGCCCAUCAGACGACGAGGAUGUUUUGCAUCCUUCAUCCCGCAUGGCCAGGGGUCCCUCGCCCACCGGCUCUGAAGGGUCCCUUCACGGUGACACCUUUAGGACUGAUGAGUGCAUGAUGGACCCUGAUGAGGAUCGGCUCUUGAGAGACGGAGCCCCAGACUUGGCUGAAGGAACCCCGGGCCACACUCAUCGUCAGGCCUCUCUUAACGACUAUCUGGAUGCUAUUGAGGCCCCUAAGGGCCCCGGAGACAGACCUCUUGGGGCUGCCUCACCUAAACUACGCUCCAGUUUCCCCACCGACACACGGCUCAAUGCUAUGUUACAUAUAGACUCUGAUGAAGACGAGGAGGGACACGCCUCCCGGGAUCCGGCAUUGACCAAUGGCGCUCCACGGCCUGAGGGGCACACCUCCUCUGAACAGGACAAAGGGGAGGGUCCUGUCAAAGAGAGGCUUGAGUCGGAAGCGGCCAGCAGUGCCACAGAUACGGAGGCCACGGCAUCGGGGUCAAGCAGUGGCACCACAAAGAGCCAAAAUGGAGGUGCAGAGGACAGUCAGGAAGGAGCUGCUGCCUCUGGAGACUCGACACAGAGCACCGGCAGCUCUCAGCGGCCAGCUCCCAAAAUACAGGAUGAGGAAGGAGUUGCACCCAAGGCGGUCACUGGGGAUGAAGGGUCAUCAGAGGCCGCUACAGUCACAGAGUCCUCAGCAUCUGCCAGUAAUGCAGGUAGUGAAGGGGGCGGAGCCACAGCAGCUAAGCAGCCGGAGCAGGGGAACACCAGCGAGACGGCCAAUGAGGAGGAGGAAGAUGCCGGAAUCUGGCAGAGGAGGCGGAGUCUGCAAGCAUCAGGGAACGCAUCACAGUCUGAAGGGGUGGAAUUAUCCAAUGAAGUGAGAAGGGCAGCUGACGCAGCACAGGCUGCCACAGUAACAGAUGGAGAGACAGGAGCCAGUGCUCAAGUGAACGGCCAUCAGCCGAUGCAGUCUCUUCCUUCAGUCCGUCACGACAUCAGCCGCUAUCAGAGAGUAGACGAGCCUCUUCCACCAAACUGGGAAGCUCGUAUAGACAGUCACGGCAGGAUUUUCUAUGUGGAUCAUGUGAACAGAACCACCACCUGGCAGCGGCCCACUGCUCCAGCUGCACCUCAGGUCCUACAGAGAUCCAACUCCAUUCAGCAGAUGGAGCAGCUCAACCGAAGGUAUCAGAGUAUUCGGAGGACAAUAACCAAUGAGAGGACAGACGAACAGGCUGCAGAGAUGCCUACAGACGAAAACGACCUGCUGCAUCCCUCCAUACCUGAGUACCGUCGGGACGGCGUGGUUGGGCCCGCUAGCUCUCGCUCGCGCUUGUCUCUGCUGCUUCAGUCCCCCAGCGCCAAGUUUCUCACCAGCCCGGAUUUCUUCACCGUACUGCAUUCCAACCCUAGUGCCUACCGCAUGUUUACAAGUAACACGUGUCUAAAACACAUGAUCAGUAAAGUGCGACGGGACUCGCACCACUUUGAGCGCUACCAGCACAAUCGAGACCUGGUUGCCUUCCUCAACAUGUUUGCCAACAAACAGCUGGAUCUCCCGCGGGGCUGGGAAAUGAAACACGACCACACUGGAAAACCUUUCUUCGUGGACCAUAACUGCAGGGCGACCACCUUCACAGACCCACGACUGCCACUGCAGAGCCCUCGACCCAGCAGCCUCCUCGCCCACCGCCAGCACCUCAGCCGCCAACGCAGCCACAGCGCAGGGGAGGUGAGCACACGACGCCUGGUGGGCGAUGACCCUCGGCAUGCUGGACCCGCUGUACUGCCACGCCCCUCAAACACCUUCACAGCCAAUCGCAACCAGUGUCAAGAUUUAGUUCCUGUUGCCUAUAAUGAGAAAAUCGUGGCAUUUUUGCGGCAGCCGAACAUAUUUGAGAUCCUUCAGGAAAGGCAGCCUGAGCUCAUUAGGAAUCACUCACUCAGGGAGAAGGUGCAGUUUAUUCGUAAUGAAGGAGCGUCGGGUUUAGCUCGCCUCUCCAGCGACGCGGACUUGGUGAUUUUGCUCAGCUUGUUUGAAGAGGAAGUGAUGUCGUAUGUGCCACCUCAUGCCUUACUGCACCCCAGCUACUGUCAGUCACCUCGAGGGUCUCCGGUCCCCUCCCCUCAGAACUCUCCUGGUACACAGCGAGCCAACGCACGGGCACCUGCACCGUACAAACGGGACUUUGAAGCCAAACUUCGGAAUUUCUAUCGCAAACUGGAGACUAAAGGCUACGGACAGGGUCCAGGCAAAGUCAAGUUGAUAAUCCGCAGGGAUCAUCUACUGGAGGACGCCUUCAAUCAGAUCAUGUGCUACUCUCGCAAAGAUCUACAGAGGAGUAAACUCUACGUCAGCUUUGUUGGAGAAGAGGGACUGGACUACAGUGGCCCGUCCCGAGAGUUUUUCUUUCUGGUGUCACGGGAGCUUUUUAACCCAUACUACGGCCUGUUUGAGUAUUCAGCCAAUGACACCUACACCGUCCAGAUCAGCCCCAUGUCUGCCUUCGUCGACAACCACCAUGAGUGGUUUCGGUUUAGUGGUCGUAUUCUGGGUCUCGCUCUUAUCCAUCAAUACCUGCUGGAUGCCUUCUUCACACGACCCUUCUACAAAGGCCUACUGCGAAUGUGA